This is a messenger RNA of Cherax quadricarinatus, 1048 nucleotides long. The record is from RefSeq and is a predicted model, not a curated record. NCBI's taxonomy places the organism in Eukaryota, Metazoa, Arthropoda, Malacostraca, Decapoda, Parastacidae.
UUGAGCAAAAAUUUCUUGAAGUAAUUCUGAUGAAAAUGAAAAUUUCAUUUUUUUUUUUAAAAAGGUACUAAAUUUUUCUGAAUUCUAAUGUUAAUCCUGUACAGUACAAAAGGUAAUAAUAUCAUCUUUAUCAACUAGUGUUUUUUAUAUAAUAAAAACUUUUUUUUUAUGAUUAAUAGGGCAAGUCUUUCUUUUUUCAUUUUUUUUUCUUUCUGAUAUGUCCCUUUAGUAAUAAUAGUUGAAUAUAAAAAUUAAAUAUAUAAAACCUGUAAUUUUCAAACUGAUUUAAUCGAAUUGCACACUCACCCACACUAUAAAAAUGCUGUGAACAUGAAUAUCUUGUGUGCAGCAGUGUAGUGGUGGUACCUCACUUUAUCCUGUACAGUACAGGAUGUAGUACUCAUUAUUUUUUUUCUUACGAUUUUGUGCUAGAAUCUUUGAAACACUAAUUGGUAACUGUUAGGGUGGCUGUAAGAAGAGGUACUUUGUUCUCAGCAAGUCAGUGUCGACCAUAGGUCUGAAGGAAGAGGAGGUGUGAGUGCUGCUCUUAUUGGAUCCAAGCAGCCAUUUAUUCUCAGUGUCCCAGUGUACUGAGUAGUUGAGUAAAAAGGUGCUUGAUAAACGUGCGAAGGCAUACAUUAACAACUAGUUGAAAAGAUUUACUAAAAUGGUUGCUUCAUAUGAAAUUGGAGAUCCUAUACGUUCCUUUGUUCGUGUCCCAGGAAGUGGAACAGACAAAGCAGUAAAACCUAUUUGCUGGGAUCUUGCUCGCUCUUCAACAGUUGCUGGAGCAGUACCUGUUCAGCCAACAAUCCCAUCAGCCAUCCCAAUAACUACAUUGUUCAAGCCAGCAAAAUCUGAUGAAGAAAAUAACAGACCUAACAGUGAAGAGCAAGGAGCUGUAGCUCAGGUUGAUGAGCAAACUGAAGAAAGAGCCUCUAUCAGUAAAAAUGCAUCUGCAAGCAAGCAGAAAAGCUCUGUGGCACAGGCAGAAGCAGGAAGACCAACUGAAGAACUAUGUCCAAAUAUAUUAAAUUAUAAACCUUGA